AUGGGCAAGUAUGAAGGAAGGAUCUUUUCCCCCGCUAGGUACACUGAACACAAGAUCAGUCAUGGUCACAAGAUAAAGGCUAUGCUUAGAGGCCGUGGUCGACAAUUAUCUACUGAGAUUGAAGGCCGUGGUAUGGAUUCUCAAUAUAGAAGGUUGGAGGCGACAAAUGAAAGGUUAUUAAAAUUCUUGAGGAUCAGAAUCAUAAGGGUGAACUGGACCAAGAAAAUUGCCUCAUUCUAUCUUGAGGACACUGCAAGUAUGUGGUGGAAAACCAUGAAGGCUAAGCAGGACAACAUUGGGAUGACCUGGGAAGAGUUUUUGGUAAGACUGAGGAAUAGAUUUUAUCCUAUCUCCCUUCAAAGGAGAAAGAAGGGUGAAUUUCUCACGCUAUCGCAAGAGAAAAUGUCAGUUCUGGAAUACUCGGGCAAAUUCAUGGAAUUAUCUAGGUUUGCGCCCGAUUUCAUUGCCAAUGAUCGAAUGAAAGCCUCAAGGUUCUUCGAAGGGCUAAAUCUGAACUUGCAGAAGUUUAACCGAGAGAGGGGAAAACAAGUAGUGUACCCAUCUAAGAAAACAAAAAUCGAGAGCCUCAAAUUUCAAUACCAGAAACCCAGUGGUAAGCAAACUUGGAGUAGAGACUUGACCAGACAACAAAGGAAAGAAAUCUGGGUGUGUCCUAAGUGUAGUCGAAAACAUUAUGGAGAGGAUUGUCAGGGUAAAAGGUUGUGUUUUACUUGUGGUCAACUAGGUCUCAUUACUAAAGACUGUCCUAAGGGAGGUAAUCUAAAUAAAAUUCCACUUGGGAAUAAAGGAGGAAAGUUUAAUAACAAUCAGAGGGUGGUAGGUCGAAUGUACGCUAUGGAAGGUGAAUCUAAGUUUCCUGAUGAAUGUGAACCUCAAGGUAAUGUCAUUUCUGGUGUCCUUAAAGUUCGCAAUAAAUUUUCUUAUGUUUUAUUCGAUAUAGCUGCCGACUAUUGUUUUAUUUCACAUAAAUUUCUUAAAAAACUAAAAUUUCCCCUUAGUUUUGUAAGCAUAAAUUUAAAAGUCGGGAUCUUUGAUGGAUCCCAUUUUUCUUGUAAUAAACUCUAUAAAAACUGCCCUAUUGAGAUUUCUCCCCAAAUUUUAAUUGCGGAUCUAGUCGAGUUUGAGUUGGGUGAAUAA
This is a messenger RNA of Amaranthus tricolor (Joseph's coat), 1158 nucleotides long. RefSeq lists its product as uncharacterized. Gene Ontology annotation, molecular function: nucleic acid binding; zinc ion binding. The transcript is spliced from 5 exons. Bases 1 to 1158 code for a protein of 385 amino acids. NCBI's taxonomy places the organism in Eukaryota, Viridiplantae, Streptophyta, Magnoliopsida, Caryophyllales, Amaranthaceae. The record is from RefSeq and is a predicted model, not a curated record.